AUGGGUGUAGCUACCAAUAAUGAGACAAAAGAUUUGGCUAUGGUUAGGGGUAUCAAAUUUUGUGUUGACCAAGGAUAUAGCAAGGUGGAAAUUGAAGGUGAUUCACAGAUAGUUAUUAAUGCAGUCAUAAAACAAACAACACCAAAUUGGAAGUUACAACAAUAUUUGGAUGACAUAAAACAAAAUUUAAAUCGAAUACAACAGUACAAGAUAACUCAUGUUUAUCGUGAAGCAAACAGAGCUGCGGAUCAGCUGGCAAAUGAAGGGAUCAUUGUGGGAAAAAGGGUAGAGGUAAUCAAAUUGGAUGUAUGGAAUGGAGAAAUUAACGAGAUUGUGAAAGAGGAUUAUGAUACUUUUAGAAAAAAGAGAAAGAAAGGAAUCAGAUAG
Messenger RNA from Cryptomeria japonica (Japanese cedar), 387 nucleotides. RefSeq lists its product as uncharacterized. The record is from RefSeq and is a predicted model, not a curated record. The transcript has a single exon. Lineage: Eukaryota; Viridiplantae; Streptophyta; Pinopsida; Cupressales; Cupressaceae. Gene Ontology annotation, molecular function: nucleic acid binding; RNA-DNA hybrid ribonuclease activity. The coding region runs from base 1 to 387 and encodes 128 amino acids.